Messenger RNA from Penicillium hordei, 1347 nucleotides. Its product is annotated as MFS transporter. The record is from RefSeq and is a predicted model, not a curated record. Gene Ontology annotation, cellular component: membrane. Gene Ontology annotation, molecular function: transmembrane transporter activity. Gene Ontology annotation, biological process: transmembrane transport. The coding region runs from base 1 to 1347 and encodes 448 amino acids. NCBI's taxonomy places the organism in Eukaryota, Fungi, Ascomycota, Eurotiomycetes, Eurotiales, Aspergillaceae. The transcript is spliced from 3 exons.
AUGAGCAGAAGUGAGAGCUUGAGCCCGUCAUCAUGGCCACCAACGCCAGACGAACCCGUAUACCAAUAUACGCCCGAAGCUACGCCUUCAGAGACCGACGAGACUCCACCUUUGCAUGCAGUAAACGUCGCACCAAGAUGGAACGAGUCGAAAACAACCAUAUGGAAGGUGACUGCCACGUUUUGGUGUGCAUUUGUGAUGGGAUCUAAUGAUGCUGCAUAUGGAGCAAUCAUUCCCUAUCUAGAGGUUUACUAUAAAAAAAACUACACGGUCGUUUCCCUAGUGUUCCUUUCGCCCUUUGUGGGAUAUACUGUAUCCGCUAUCCUGAGCAAUUUAAUUCACCAGACUCUCGGACGACGAGGAAUCACAAUAAUUGCCCCAACUUGCCAUGUGAUUGCAUUUGCUGUCAUAUCUGCCCAUCCACCAUUUCCAGUCCUGGUGAUUAUGUAUAUUCUGGUUGGCUUGGGGAGUGGAUUUCAUAAUGCGGCGUGGAAUGUAUGGAUCGGGAACAUGGCGAACUCGCAUGAAGUACUCGGUUUCUUCCAUGGGUUCUAUGGCGUGGGGGCCACGAUCAGCCCUCUCGUUGCUACGAGUCUAAUUAUCAAAGCUGGAUGGGAAUGGUACUCUUAUUACUAUCUGAUGACUGGAGCAGCUGUUAUCGCGCUCGUUUACUCCACCAGCGCUUUUUGGGCUGAAACUGGCAGUAAGUAUCAAGAAGAGAAUCCUAGUUUCCCUGGCAGAGGAGGAGUAUUCGCUCAAACACGCCUUGCCCUCACGUAUAAGGUCACCUGGAUAUGCGCCGUCUUCCUCUUCCUCUAUGGUGGAAUCGAGGUAGCAAUCGGUGGCUGGAUUGUUGUCUUUAUGACGAACGUCCGACAUGGCGACCCAUUUGAAUCCGGAAUGGCAGAGACAGGCUUCUGGCUGGGCAUCACUGUUGGUCGAUUCGUGCUAGGGUUCGUUUCCCCACGAAUUGGGGAGAAGUUGUCUAUUGCUAUAUACAUUUUGCUUGCAAUUGCCCUUGAGCUCAUCUUCUGGCUCGUGCCUGAGUUCAUCGUAUCCGCGGUCGCAGUUGCAUUUGUUGGAUUCUUUAUGGGGACUAUCUUCCCGGGAGUUGUGAUCGUGGCGACACGAUUGCUACCGAAGAAUCUUCAUGUUGCUGCUAUUGGAUUUGCGGCUGCAUUUUCUAUGGGUGGUGGUGCUGUUUUCCCAUUCAUGAUUGGAGCCAUUGCCCAGGCUAAGGGGGUGAUGGUGCUGCAGCCGAUCUUGCUUGCCAUGCUGGCUGUCUCAUUGGGAAUUUGGGCAAUGAUGUUCCGACUUCCUCAGCACGAGGUAUCACAUCAAGUCUAA